AUGGAGGAAAGGGAAGCUCGAGAGGAUUUGAUAAGCAAAUUACCCGACUCUUUGUUAUCUGAGAUGAUCUCGUAUCUUCCGACGACAAAGGAUAUUGUGAGGACUAGUGUUCUGUCCAAGAGGUGGAAAAGUGUGUGGCUUUUGAUUCCCAGGUUGCACUUGGACUCUUGUGAGUUUCCAAAUUACAAUGCCUUUGUGAGUUUUAUGGACAAGUUCCUAGAUUUCUCUAGAGAACAUAAGUUGGGACUACACAGCCUAAGGCUAAGUCUUCAUAAGGAUGCAAAUGAUCUGUCUUGUGUAACGCGUUGGAAAGACUUCUUGGCUAUUCCUCAGCUUAAGCAUCUUGAUGUCGAGUGUCUUCUUGUGAAUCGUGAGUGUUUUCAAGUGACGUCCCUAAGCCUUUGUGAGAAACUCCUUUACCUAAGACUCCAUCGAGUUCAUCUAGGUAGGUUUGUGGUGGCUGUUUCAUUACCCUGUCUCAAGACUAUGCGUUUAGAAGAUUGUUUCUGUUCCAGUGAGGCGAGUCUAGAGUCGCUUAUCUCAUCUUGCCCUGUUCUUGAAGAUUUGAGCAUUCUCAGAAUAAAUUAUAAUACAACGGUUUUACGUGUGCACUCUCAGACAUUAACCAGCUUCACUAUAUAUAUGGUUGAACUCAAAUAUUUGAGUUUCGUAGGUUAUGCUUAUGCGGGUAAGACCAUAAUCAGUUCUAGUUCCUUAACCAAGGUCAAUAUUCUUGGCGAUUUUCAAGUGAAGGAUGAUGAAGUAGCCCGUAACUUUUUCACCAGUAUCUCGAUCGCUAGGGAUAUGAAGAUCUCUGUCAAGGGCUUUCUGUUUUAA
Camelina sativa (false flax) is the source of this 837-nucleotide messenger RNA. Lineage: Eukaryota; Viridiplantae; Streptophyta; Magnoliopsida; Brassicales; Brassicaceae. The record is from RefSeq and is a predicted model, not a curated record.